Molecule: messenger RNA, 1300 nt
Organism: Hyla sarda
Lineage: Eukaryota; Metazoa; Chordata; Amphibia; Anura; Hylidae
Product: gametocyte-specific factor 1-like
Exons: 12
Coding region: 358-1020 (220 amino acids)
Source: RefSeq, a predicted model, not a curated record
GUCAUGCUGUGACGUACGCGCGUCCAUGCGCAUAUAGAGCAGGCGGUGGAGCUGGUUGGUGCGGCUUUCCGGGGAGAGGUUCCAGUGUCCGGUCAUCAGAGAGUAGGAAGCAGACAGGUCACAGAAGACCCAUAUGACCCAGAAUCACUGCAGAACGCCAAUCGGAAUGAUCAGCAGGCAUCCUGGUCCAGUUCCUGCCCGGUGAGCAACGGGGAUUGGAAUUCCCACGGGGCAUACAGUAAUUUACAAGAAACCAACUUCAGUGAAUAUGAAGCUGCCGAAUAAGAAACCAACUUCAACCUCGUCCUACCGGGAGUAGUCAGAGCCGCUUGGGGCCCUACAGGGAGCGGUUAAAACAUGGCAGGUAUUUGCCCGUAUAAUGGCGAUCACCAAGUCUGUGGGACGGAGCGGAGUACCCACCUUAUGGGCUGUCAGAGCAAAGUUGUGAUUGGAAAGGCGGCAGGUCUGAGCAGAUGGAAGACAAAAUGGAUGGAGCCGAAGAGGGAAGAGGAGGAGAAACUGAGGCAGCAGGAGCCGAAUGUCCAGCCGUUUGAUCCACUGGAUCCAGAUGGACUACUGCAAUGCCCAUAUGAUUCUAACCACCAGAUAAGAGCGUCUCGCUUUCCAUACCAUCUGCUUAAGUGCAGGAAGAAUCACGGUGAGCUCGCCAUAAAGCUGGUAACCUGUCCUUUUAAUGCCCGGCAUAUUUUACCUAGAGAAGAUCUUAGCUUCCACAUCUCCAGAUGUGAUGACAGAAGAUGCAUUGAGCCAGAUAUUGGUGAUGAAAAGCCCAUGUAUCAGGUGGGUUCGACCCUGAGUAGAUGUAACGCUCCUCCAUGUGAAGAGGACUGGGAUAAAGAGAUGGAGAGAGGUGACGCCUCCUGUGUGUCGGGCGCAGCUUCCUGCCACGGAGCCUUCCCUGUUCAUCUGAUGGAACCUAAUGAUAGUCUCGGUUUUCAUCUCCGUGCUCCUAAGUCUGUGCCCUAUGUCCUGCCAUGGAAAAUGAAUAACCAGGCUUAGUUCAGUAUCAGGUCUUUGGACCCAUAAGAAGAAUGGUUGCUGUUUCUCUCGAACUUUGUGUUUUAACAUUUGUUGUUUUAGAUCUGUUGUGGUUUUUGAGUUUACAUAGAAUUUACAUGAUUGCAUUGGAGCCGAGCGAGACACAGAAGAACCUACAGACAUACCAGUCUUGACUUGUCUGAUUUUUUUUUUUUCUGUAUCUCAAUGUAAAACUCAGUUGUAGACUCCUCACUCUGAUGUUUGUACAUCUUCUUUCCUGUUAAUAAAUUUUUUUUUUUUA